Molecule: messenger RNA, 4806 nt
Organism: Myiozetetes cayanensis
Lineage: Eukaryota; Metazoa; Chordata; Aves; Passeriformes; Tyrannidae
Gene: ARHGAP26
Product: Rho GTPase activating protein 26
Exons: 21
Coding region: 131-2152 (673 amino acids)
Biological process (GO): signal transduction
Cellular component (GO): cytoplasm
Molecular function (GO): protein binding; GTPase activator activity
Source: RefSeq, a predicted model, not a curated record
CGGCCUGGCCCGGCACCGCUCUCCCGCCGGCUCCCCGCACGGCCGGCUGCGCGCCUCGCCUUAGGAAACCUCUGGUUUUUCUCCCCUUUUCACCGUUUCUUGCCGGUUUCCCCCCGCAGUGCCCGGCAGCAUGGGGCUGCCGGCGCUGGAGUUCAGCGAGUGCUGCCUGGACAGCCCGCAGUUCCGGGAGCGGCUGCGCUCCCACGAGGCCGAGCUGGACAAGACCAACAAGUUCAUCAAGGAGCUCAUCAAGGACGGGAAGUCGCUCGUCGCCGCCCUCAAAAAUCUGUCGGCUGCCAAGCGCAAGUUUGCGGAUUCCCUCAAUGAGUUCAAAUUCCGUUGCAUCGGCGACGCUGAAACGGAUGAUGAGAUCUGCAUAGCCAAGUCUCUGCAGGAGUUUGCCACGGUGCUGCGGAACCUGGAGGACGAGCGGAUGCGCAUGAUCGAGAAUGCUAGUGAGGUGCUGAUCACGCCGCUGGAGAAAUUCCGCAAGGAGCAGAUCGGGGCCGCCAAGGACGCCAAAAAGAAAUAUGACAAGGAGACUGAGAAGUAUUGUGGUGUCCUAGAAAAGCACUUGAACUUGUCUUCUAAGAAGAAGGAAUCCCAGCUUCAGGAGGCAGACAGCCAGGUGGACCAGGUUCGCCAGCAUUUCUACGAAGUCUCUCUAGAGUACGUCUUCAAGGUGCAAGAGGUCCAGGAGAGGAAGAUGUUUGAGUUUGUGGAACCUCUGCUGGCAUUUCUGCAGGGGCUUUUCACGUUCUACCACCACGGCUACGAGCUUGCGAAGGACUUCAGCGAUUUCAAGACAGAGCUGACAAUCAGCAUCCAGAACACAAGAAACCGUUUUGAAGGAACAAGAUCAGAGGUUGAAGCUUUGAUGAAGAAGAUGAAGGAGAAUCCUCACGAGCACAAAAACAUCAGCCCUUACACGAUGGAGGGUUAUCUCUACGUGCAGGAGAAGCGUCACUUUGGGACUUCCUGGGUGAAGCAUUACUGCACGUACCAGAGGGAAUCGAAGCGGAUCACGAUGGUGCCAUUUGACCAGAAAUCAGGAGGAAAAGGGGGAGAAGACGAAGCCGUUACCCUGAAAUCCUGCACACGGCGGAAAACAGACUCGAUCGAGAAGAGGUUUUGCUUCGAUGUGGAAGCUGUGGAUCGGCCGGGCGUCAUCACCAUGCAGGCACUUUCGGAAGAAGACCGGAGGCUGUGGAUGGAGGCAAUGGAUGGCCGGGAACCGGUGUACAACUCGAACAAGGACAAUCAGAGUGAAGGCACUGCCCAGCUGGACAGUAUCGGCUUCAGCAUCAUCAAGAAGUGCAUCCACGCUGUGGAAACAAGAGGGAUCAAUGAGCAGGGUCUCUACCGGAUUGUUGGAGUAAACUCCAGAGUUCAAAAGCUGCUCAGUAUAUUAAUGGAUCCCAAAACAGCCACAGAGACAGACACAGAGAUCUGUGCAGAGUGGGAGAUCAAGACCAUUACUAGUGCACUGAAAACAUACCUGAGAAUGCUCCCAGGGCCCCUCAUGAUGUACCAGUUUCAAAGGAGCUUCAUCAAAGCAGCGAAACUGGAGAAUCAGGAAUCCAGAGUGUCAGAGAUCCACAACCUCGUUCAUCGACUGCCAGAGAAAAACAGGCAGAUGCUGCAGUUGCUCAUGAACCACUUGGCAAAAGUUGCAGAUAAUCACAAGCAGAACCUGAUGACUGUUGCUAAUCUGGGUGUGGUGUUUGGGCCGACGCUGCUUCGACCUCAAGAGGAAACAGUCGCUGCCAUUAUGGACAUCAAAUUCCAGAACAUCGUGAUUGAGAUUUUAAUAGAAAACCACGAGAAGAUAUUUAACACCGCGCCAGAGACUCCGGCAUCAAACUCACAGCUGCUGUUAUCCCGCAAGAAGAGCACGGACUCGAAGCCUCCCUCCUGCAGCGAGCGGCCGCUGACGCUCUUCCACACGCCCCAGCCCAACGAGAAGCAGGAGAACAGGAACAGUAUCAUCAACUCCAGCCUGGAAUCCGUCAUCUCUUCAAAUGUAAACAGCUUCCUCAACUCCAACAGCGCUCCCCAGCCCAGCCUGAACUCGAGUGAUCUUGAACUAGAAGUAAUUAAGCCCAACAGGCCAAAUUCCCUGAAGAGCCCCUCGCAAAGCCCUCCCGAGUAAGAAGAAGGAAAAAAAAAGGUCCAGAUGACAUUUGCUGCCUGCAGGCAGCAGCCAGCACUUCCCCCCAGCCUCUCACCACCUCUGCUCUUUCCAUGAGAAACAAAGGAAAUUGGAUCCUACAAGAAAACUGUUUUCCAAAAUGUCAGAGACAUUGGGAUAGUCCGUUUGAUCACGUGCACUGACAUCUCCAGCGAGACAGGACUCAGGUCUUGCACUUACAUAAACUCAGAAGGGAGAUACUCAAGCAGCAUCUUGAAAAUAAAUACCUGUAUUUCAUGGAAGGGAGAUGAACCCUUUGUGUGCAUCAUACCCUGAGGUCUGUAAGUGCUGGGGUGCAGCUCAGGUGGGUCCUGAGGUAUCCAUGGGUUCUUCUUGAGGAAAUGUGCUGGAAGGACUUGCAGAGCUGCACAGGAGCAGCUUGGCCGUUGUAAGACCAUGUUCAUCUCUUCAGCGAGCAACCUGAUGGGAACAGAGUGGUCUGCACACCAAUUAGUUAACAGUUCUCUCUGCUGGUGUGGUGGGCAUGGAGAGUGUUUUCUUUGCCACCAAGGAUCCAAAGACACCAAAAUCCCACUCCAAAUCAUUGAUAACUUCUUAGGCAGAGGCUGGCCUGAGUGCCAGUGCUUGCUGUUGGGCUUUUUUACCCACCACUGCAGAGAUAAGUGAGAACCCUGCUGACUGCAUUCCCCGCUGCCAUGAGUGUAGCGGGUGCGCAGUUGUGGAGCGAUGACAGAGCGACUUUAGGGGAAGCGAGAGCUGCAUUCUUUUGACAUGAUUUCAUCUCAGAGAGUGCAUUGGGAAUGUCUAGUCCCAGAGCCCUGUGCAGUUGGAUUUUCCUUCUGUCAUGCAGUGAGGAGGACCAGGGUCAGUGGUGGAGGUGGUGGCUGUCCCGUCGCUGGCACACCCAGUGGGAUGUCACGGUGCCCAUCCCACACUGGCACACUCAGUGAGAUGUCCUCUUGCACCCCAGGCCCUCUGCCUGCAGCCACGGUGGGUGUAGUGGCAGGAGGGCUGGUGGGUGUUGGUGGCCACUCUCAGUGGGUCAGGCCCAGCCACAUUUUGGUCACCAGCUCAUCACCCCUCUAAGUUCCACCUUGGCCAGGCUCCUCUUGGAGAAGGGAGUUAUUGUGCCAUCUGUUCACAAGAUCUGGUGCUUGAAGGGUUCAUUUUGGCAAUUUGGGAUGACUUGGUGGUCUUGGUAGCACGUCCUUCUCUUUGGAGGUGGGAGUAGAUUGAGUGUCGGGUAAGUACCAAUGGCUGUCAGGUUUGCUGAAGAUCAAGGAAAACAGGUAAUUACUCAUUUUUCAAAAGACAGUUUUAUUGAUUAAAAAUGCAAAAAGAUUGUUCUUAAAUAAUGAUUAUUAUUAGCAGAACAUUUUGAGGAUCUCUGGUUAUAGCCUGCCUGUGAGCAUUCCCUGUUUUCCAGCCUCUGGUUCUGCACUGUCAUAUCCCGUUUCUAUACACGUGUAAUCCUCUGACAUAAUAAAGGUGUUGCCUGUAAUUCUAGAGGGAAUUCAUCAGUGUCUGUUGAAUCCAGUGACACAGCUCCUGUGAGGAGUAAAGCCAAGAGUUUGGCCUUAAGCAGGGGUAGUCCAAUUUCCAGGGGGAAAGUGUCUGUGUCAUGAAUAUCCCUGUGUGGUGGCAGCCAGAGGACACUACAGAAGGUUAAAUUGUUGGUCUGAACUGCUCCUGCAGGGCUGAGGUUCUCCCACAUGUUCUGGAGCCCCCAUUCCCUGUAUCCCUUCCCUCUCCCCUGGGAGGCCCCAGCUCAGGGACAGGGAUGAGGGCAUCCUGGGGGGUGCCAGUGGGUCGUGCCUACCUCAUCACAGGCCUGCGUGAUCAGAGGUACCAUCCCUCUCUCCAGGAAAAAAACAUAAACCAUGAUCCUUUCACAAAACUUCUUGCUUUUACAGAAGCAUUUGCAUGGGGAGAGGAUUUUCUGAUCAUGGAUUUUUUAUCAUGGAUGGAGUUUAUAAUCUGAAUUGGACAGGGAAUACCAAUGAGUUCCUAAACAUAGAAACAGUAGAUGAAUCAGAGUCAAAUUGGUAUUUUAGUACAAUUGUUUUUCAGUGAACCCGAGAAUGACCUGAAUCGAACAGUUUUGAAGGAACCAAACACUUCUGCAUGCAUUUACCAGUUCAGUAAAUUGAUUCAGCUUCAGUUGACAGCUGUGUCUUGAAAGUGAAGAAUCAGAGCUGUUUGCAUGAGGGGAAAAAAAGAGUUGUACCAUGUAAAACACUGAAAACAGAAUCAAUGACAUUUUUAUAGCACCGACUGCAUGAGCACUGCAACGAGUGACAUACAGAGGGGGUGGAGACUGGUCACAGAAAUAAUGUCCAGAAAUACCAGCAGCUAUUUCUGGCAGCACUGGGGAAAAUACAAGGCAGGUAAGUGGCUGGGCUGCCAGCAGUGAGACCCCUCCUCAGCAGAGGGGAUGAUGGAGCAGGGGUUAAUUGGAAGAUCCAGCUCUUGUUGUCCAGAGAAAUGCAGAUCCGGCCUUGAAACACUUCCCAAGGUCUUGGCACUUCAUUUCGUAGCUGUGUCUCAUGCUCUGAAUAUUCCCAAGGCACUUGCUAUCGUCGGCUGUCGUCUCUCUGUCUCUCGGUUGCUGUUUGUUGCUGUGGUUGCACGUUGAUAAGGUCUCUGGUUAUGUC